ACUUCAUAUUUUAGCAACAAAAAAUAGAAAAACUACAGGGUGGAUGUUGGUGUGGGUGAAAAAAAUACUGAUAUACAACACCGAUGUCAACUGAACCCAUCCACAUCUACACCCACACCAAUAUUGCGUUACGCUUUGUGAUUGAGCCAUUUGCAUAAAUUAUGUAUUCUAUUUCAUAAAAUUGAAAAAAUACCUAUUUGUGUAAAUAAAUGAAUCAAUAUUGUCUUUUUUAUAUACAACUUAUUUUUUAUUAAAAUGAACUACUGCUUAUUCAACAUAAUUAUUGUUCAUUCAAUAUAAUAAUUGCUUAUUUAAGUUAUUUUAUUGCUCAAUUAAAUAUAAGUCGAAAAAAAUGCUCUCCUAACAGUGUUUUUUUAUAGUUUUGAUUUAUAAAAAGAGAUGAGAAAAAAAGAAAAAAAUACAUUUGUUAGAUGCAAUAUAUGAAAUAGAGUAUAUUUACCUUGCUUCUGUUGCACUCUUUUUUUCAUUCCUCUUAUUCUUUGCUUUUUUUUCCAAUGCACUUUUACUUCCUUUUCACCUCUUGUCAUCUGUACUUCGUGGAGAUUCGACAAAUGAAAAGAGUUGUAUAUAUUAUGUGUACAGAUUGACAUCAUAAAAAAAUGCUACGUGUCUUACAAGAUGCUUCAUUCGUCUAGUUUUCCUAGAGUGCUUAAGAUUGAUUAUCCAUUGAUAUUUAACAUAUUAGCUAGAAUAUAUCACAUGUCUAAAAAAAAAGAUGCAUUAUGUGUCUCAGUUAGACAUAUCGAGUGUCAAUGGAUAACCGAUUUUAGACAUUUCAGCAAAACAAACAUAGUAUAAUACUCUUGACGUAUCUUAGUUUUUUAGAGUUGAAAGAGAAAAAGAGAGGACAAAGCGAGUUGAUUUUUUUUCUUGAGAAAUGCUUUGAUUUUAAUUUUUUUUUGUCUUUACACUCAUUUUAUCAAUAGUCUUCUUUUUUUUCAAAAUAAUUUAUUAAAAAAAAUAUAUUUAUGAAUUGUUUUCUUCAAUUCAAAGGAAAAUAUUAUUAAUAUGGCGAUAAGAAAUUCAAAUUUCUUUUUAUUAAUCCUAUUAUUAUCAUCAUCAAUCAAUGCAUUUAAUCUACCAGGAUUGGCACCUAAUGAAUACUGUCGAUUUCCACUGCCAGGGUUAAAAUGCAAAACUCAAGUUGAAGUAUAUGUCAAUCGUCUCAAUUCAUUUGAAUCUGUAUUAUCAUAUCAAUAUUCUUAUUUUCCUUUCUGUACUGUUAAUGAUGAACCAUCGCCAAUUGAAAAUCUUGGUCAAGUUCUUAUUGGUGAACGAAUUCAACCAUCACCAUAUAAAUUUCAUUUUCUUAAAAAUUAUAACUGUCGUUAUGUAUGUGCAAAGAAAUUUACAUCAACUGAUGCUAAUCAACAAAAAAUGCUUAAACGUUUAAUGAAAGGAAUAAUUUUAAAUUAUCAACAACACUGGAUACUUGAUAAUAUGCCUAUUACAUUAUGUUAUAAAAAUACUGAAAAUCUAGAAUUUUGUUCCCGUAGUUUUCCAAUUGGCUGUUAUGUAAGUAAAAGUGGUCAAACAAAAAAAUCGUGUAGUAUUCGUGAUGGAAAAAAUGAUACAUUUUAUAUAUUUAAUCAUUUGGAUUUUGAAAUAACCUAUCAUAACGAACUAGGUGAAACACGGAGAAGUACAUUUGGCGAAGAUAGUAGUCGAAUUAUUUCAGCGAAAAUACAAGUUAAUAGUCUCAAUUCAAAUAGAUGUGAUCGUACUACUGGACCAGUUAUGUUUCAAUCGACAAGCAAAGAUAUUGAAAUUCCAUUUACAUACAGUGUAAAAUUUAUAAAAAUUAAUGAAAUACAUUGGGCUAGUCGAUGGGAUUAUAUAUUUAAAUCAUUACCACAAACACGUAUUCAAUGGUUUUCAAUUUUAAAUUCGCUUGUCGUUGUAUUAUUUCUUUCGGGUACAGUUGCUAUCAUUCUUUUACGUACAUUAUGUAAAGAUAAUCCGCGUUAUAGUCGAAUAGUUGGUACUGGUAGUGCAAAAGAACAAUUUGGAUGGAAACUAAUUGAUGGUGAUGUAUUUCGUCCACCACAAAAAGGUAUACUUUUGUCUACUCUUGUUGGUAAUGGUAUUCAAAUUACAAUGACAUUUUUAAUCACAUUAGUCUUCGCUGCACUUGAUUUUCUCUCACCAGACAAACCUGGUGCUUUACUGACUUUGUUUGGCGGUGCAAAUUGGAAGAAAAUUGCUCUAACAACAGCUAUUACAUGUCCAAGCUUAAUUUUUGUCAUUUUGUUUGUUUUAAAUCUUGUUCUUUGGCUAAAUGUUAGUUCAGCAACUAUUCCAUGUACUACAUUUUUAGCAUUACUUGCUCUUUGGUUCUGCAUAUCAACACCAUUAGUAUUCAUUGGAGCUUAUCUUGGUUUCAAACGUUCAGUUUAUAAAAAUCCUGUUCCAAUUAAUCAAAUUCCACGACAAGUACCUGAACAGCCUUUUUACACUAAACCAUUAUUAAGUAUCUUAGCGAGUGGUAUUCUUUCAUUUGGUUGUAUUUUUAUUCAACUGUUUUUCAUCUUAAACAGUAUUUGGGUUCAUCAAUAUUAUCAUUAUUUUGGAUUUCUACUUGUCGUAUAUAUAAUUCUUAUAAUUACAUGUUCGGAAACAACAAUUCUUCUUUGCUAUUUUCAUUUAUGUACUGAGGAUUAUAAUUGGUGGUGGCGUUCAUUUUUAACAUCGGGUUCUACGGCUGUCUAUUUCUUUCUCUAUUCAGGUUUUUAUUUUGCGACUAAAUUAGAAAUAUUUGAUGGAGUAUCAACAUUUCUUUAUUUUGGUUAUACAUUAAUGCUUACAUUUAUUUUAUUUUUAUUUACCGGUGCAAUCGGUUUUCUUGCUUGUUUCUGGUUUGUUCGUAUAAUCUAUUCAGUUAUCAAAUGGGAUUACAUGAAGCAAGUAUCAAUCAAUGAUAUAUCUAAUUAUUUUAAAUGA
Rotaria sp. Silwood1 is the source of this 2961-nucleotide messenger RNA. NCBI's taxonomy places the organism in Eukaryota, Metazoa, Rotifera, Eurotatoria, Philodinida, Philodinidae. The record is from the annotation of a GenBank genome assembly.